AUGAGGUGGAAACUGCGGAUGGGUCGUGAGGUGGGGCUCACUUGCCUCGGGAACCGAUACGUAUCGACGCUACCAACGCUUAGCGUGCCUUGCCCUUCUGUGCGCGCAACUCGCAAGGAAGGCUCAGGGGCUGCCGCGAAAACGGGCCAAUGGCAACACAGGGUCACGAUCCCGUCACGACGACGACGACCACCACCACCACUGCCCGCAAGUUGCAACAAUCUGAACAACAUCAGCGGCAGCAUCAACACCAACGCUCGCCGCCCGUCACUAGUGUACCAGUUCCUGCUCCUCACCAAAACGGCACUUGAGUCUCGAGGUACCAUCCCGAGUACACCGGCCAUGCCACGACGGCCGGCGGUUGCGACGACCAUGCCGCAAUGCAGCCUGCGCGUCCUCUCCUCAUCCUUCUACACAUCGUAA
Colletotrichum costaricense is the source of this 423-nucleotide messenger RNA. RefSeq lists its product as uncharacterized. NCBI's taxonomy places the organism in Eukaryota, Fungi, Ascomycota, Sordariomycetes, Glomerellales, Glomerellaceae. The transcript has 3 exons. The record is from RefSeq and is a predicted model, not a curated record. Bases 1 to 423 code for a protein of 140 amino acids.